Beauveria bassiana ARSEF 2860 is the source of this 2550-nucleotide messenger RNA. Its product is annotated as Dynamin, GTPase domain-containing protein. The record is from RefSeq and is a predicted model, not a curated record. NCBI's taxonomy places the organism in Eukaryota, Fungi, Ascomycota, Sordariomycetes, Hypocreales, Cordycipitaceae. Gene Ontology annotation, molecular function: microtubule binding; GTPase activity; GTP binding. Bases 1 to 2550 code for a protein of 849 amino acids. The transcript is spliced from 3 exons. Gene Ontology annotation, cellular component: microtubule; cytoplasm; membrane.
AUGCGCGGGCAGAUGCUGGUGGGAAGGCUUCGUACCGCCUCACGGCAUGCGAACGCCGUCAGUUCGACCCGCUACAUCCAUCGUUUCCAAACUGGUGGCCUUCUGCAGGCAGACGGCUCGAUUCGCGCAACACAGCGGCGUAUGUGGCUUGGUGGUAACGCUUUUCAUAAUGCGGUUACUGUUCGCAAUGCAUCUUUCGUUAGGUUCCUACCGAAGUUGAUGCUGAAGUUUGUACGAAUUCCUGCAAUGUUUGGCGGCCUGGCAAUAGCAACUUUUGCCUGGGUUCAGUAUCAGGCAACCCAGGCUGGCGCAUACGCCAUCGAUGUCUUCCACUCGACAAAAGACGCAGUCACGAACACCGCUUCGAAUCUUUUCGGUAGCGCAAAGGGGGUUGCCGAGCAAACAUACAAGGGUUGGGAAAAUACGAAGGAGCAAAUCGAGCUUCCAGAAUGGUUGAAGAAUCUGAUUCAGCCCACCCAAGAAGCUACCGGCGGCAGCGGCGGCAACAAUGGUGGCAAUAACGACCCCAAGCACAGCAAACUCGGGGCGGCCACGGCUGUCGGAGCUGCUGCGGCUGGUUACGCGCACGAGGGAGAAGACGAUUCAUCGAGCGAAGAGGAAGCCAGGGACGAUCAAAUGAUGAUCCUUACCAAGAAGAUGAUCGAAAUUCGGACGAUUCUACAAAAAGUUGGCCAGUCUAGCACACUUACACUGCCAUCGAUCGUCGUUAUUGGUUCUCAAUCUUCGGGUAAAAGCUCGGUGUUAGAGGCGAUCGUUGGUCACGAGUUCCUUCCCAAGGGGUCAAACAUGGUAACUCGCAGACCUAUCGAGCUGACUCUUGUCAACACGCCAGGAUCUGCUGAGGAAUAUGGGGAGUUUCCCGAUCUUGGUCUCAAGCACAUCACUGAUUUCACCUCCAUUCAAAGAACUUUGACCGACCUCAAUCUGGCUGUUCCAGACUCCGAAUGCGUGUCUCACGAGCCCAUUCAACUCACAGUUUACUCUCCGAAUGUACCGGACCUAUCGCUGAUAGAUUUACCCGGCUAUAUCCAAGUGGUAGGCCAAAACCAGCCAUUACAGCUGAAACAGAAGAUAUCGGAACUUUGCGACAAGUACAUCCAGCCGCCCAACGUGAUCCUCGCCAUAUCUGCCGCGGAUGUCGAUCUUGCCAACUCUACUGCUCUGCGUGCCUCGCGGCGAGUCGACCCACGAGGCGAGCGAACUAUUGGAGUAAUAACCAAGAUGGAUCUCGUGGAUGCGGCACGAGGAGCAGAAAUCCUGAACGAUAAGAAAUACCCACUACGCCUCGGCUAUGUCGGCGUCGUAUCAAAAGCACCUCAGUCCCAAGGAUUAUUCAAAAAAGGCUCAUCAAAUCUGCUGGCCACUAUUACGAAAAACGAAAACUCAUUCUUUUCGUCACAUCCACUGGAAUACGGCCCGGAAGCUGGAGUCAACGUCGGAACAACAACACUUCGAAAGAAGCUCAUGCAUGUGCUGGAGCAAACCAUGUCUUCCAGCUUGCAGACUACAAGUGAUGCUAUCCGUCAAGAGCUCGAAGAAGCCACAUAUGAAUUCAAGGUGCAAUAUAACGAUCGCCCACUGUCCGCGGAGUCAUAUUUGGCGGAAAGCCUCGAUGCUCUGAAGCAUUCAUUCAAGCAAUUGACGGAACAAUUCGGUCGACCUCAGAUGCAUGAACUUUUGAAGAGUGAAUUGGACCAGAAAGUGCUCGAUUUGCUCGCAGCCAGGUACUGGAAUAAACCAGUCACAGACUUGCUGCCUCCACCUCCCGAAACAGACAGGUUAGCGGAUCUACCCAAGGCUGAUGCUGACUCGCUUUACUGGCGUCGUCAGCUUGAUGCUUCCUCUUCAGCAUUGACAAAGCUUGGUGUUGGGAGAUUGGCAACCACUGUCGUUUCCACUGCGAUUCAAGAUCACGUUGAAGCGCUUCUGGACCAGUCCAGCUUUUCCAAUCACCCAUUCGCAAGAAGCGCAGUCAUGGACGCUGCAUCAACAAUCUUGAAUGAGCGAUUCUACAGUACCAGCGACCAGGUCGAAAACUGCAUCAAGCCUUAUAAGUUCGAAAUCGAUGUCGAGGAACGAGAGUGGGCUCAAGGGAGACAACAUGUCAGCAAUACCUUAAAGAAAGAAUUGCAUGAUUGCGAAACGGCGCUUUCAACGCUUGAGGCUAAGGUUGGCGGACGCCGUAAACUGAAUGAGGUUAUGUCAUUUGUCGACAAGGCUCGCAAAGGCGAUGUUAUCGUGGAAGGCGACGGGCGCAGUGGCGCUGGUGGAUUCAGCGCUGCAUUGCUCAGCAAAGGCAAGGAACUCGAUCUUCGCUUGGGCAAGCAUUUGUCAGACGCUGAUAUCGAGAGAUUCGCCAAAGAGGAUCCCAAAGUCCGCCGUCAUUUGGAGGUUAUUCGCAGGAAAGAGUUACUAGAACUUGUACUGGAUAAGAUGGAGAGCUUGAAACAGUUGGAAGGCCUCGAACGGGAGCGCCUCGCGUCCAACCGUAAGCUUCCUAAAGAACGUGGCAGAUGGGGACUAUUCUAG